Messenger RNA from Penicillium verrucosum, 1107 nucleotides. RefSeq lists its product as uncharacterized. The record is from RefSeq and is a predicted model, not a curated record. Gene Ontology annotation, cellular component: cytosol. The transcript is spliced from 3 exons. The coding region runs from base 1 to 1107 and encodes 368 amino acids. Lineage: Eukaryota; Fungi; Ascomycota; Eurotiomycetes; Eurotiales; Aspergillaceae. Gene Ontology annotation, molecular function: tryptophan synthase activity. Gene Ontology annotation, biological process: L-tryptophan biosynthetic process.
AUGGAAGUCAUCAAAGAAGCCUUUGCAAAAUGCAAGGCCGAAAGCCGUGUUGCCUUGAUCACCUACGUGACAGCUGGCUAUCCCACCGUGGGCGAAACACCGGAUAUCAUGAUGUCCAUGCAAGUCGGAGGUGCAGACAUCAUCGAGCUCGGAAUUCCCAUAACCGGCCACCCCAUGACUGAAAGCUCAACCAUUCAGCAGGCCAAUGCCAAGGCCCUCGAGAACGGCGUGCAACUUCCACACAUCCUGCAGAUGGUCAAGUCAGCCCGUAAACAAGGUCUGGCUGUUCCUGUGCUGCUGGUGGGGUACUACAACCCCGUGCGUGAAUAUCCGUACGGAGAGGAUAAGCUACUUCGAGACUGCAAUGCUGCUGGUGUAGACGGGCUCAUCAUUGUUGAUCUUCCUCCGGGGGACAUAGUGCGUUUCCGUGAUCUGUGCAAAUCCAAAGGGCUAUCGUACAUUCCCCUCGUUGCUCCUUCCACCCCUAAUUCUCACAUGGGGAUGCUUCUUUGCAACAUCGCUGACUCAUUUAUUUGCAUUGUAUCUAGGAUGGGAGUUAGCGGAACUCACGAGAAACCGUAUGGGUGUGCCGAAGAUCUGCUCCAUCGCGUGCAUGAUUGCACUGGGAACUCAGUCCCAGUAGCUGUUGGAUUGGGUAUCAGCACCCGACAGGAUUUUAUUGAUAUUGCUCGUGCCGCCGAAGGAGUUGUCAUCGGCUGCCCAAUCAUCUACUUACUGGAAAACGCGACUCCUGGAACUGGUGCUCAGAAGGUCAAGGAGUAUUGUCUUCGGGUUGCUGGACGCACUGAGGAUCAAAUUGUCAUACCAGAAAGAAGAAAGCAAGCUAGCCAACCCAUGUCUCCCACAACCGUCUACCUUUCCUAUGAUGGGGCAGGCGAUACACCCGAAGACACGGAAACGGCCACCAGUCUCAGAGAUACAAACGCUAACGUUGAAAACCUCAUCUGUCAAUACAUCCCACAAACCCUCAAGGAAGGCCUUGCCGAACUAGAAAACGGCUUCCAGGCAGCAAACGCAGACCCAGCCUUCUGGGCCGAAAUCAACUACUACGCAGGACACACCAACCGACCCUCCCCCUCCACCUAG